Molecule: messenger RNA, 402 nt
Organism: Lathyrus sativus (Indian pea)
Lineage: Eukaryota; Viridiplantae; Streptophyta; Magnoliopsida; Fabales; Fabaceae
Source: the annotation of a GenBank genome assembly
AUGGAUAGGGAAAAGUAUGAGAGGGUGCUAGAAGCAUGUUCAUUGAAGAAAGAUUUAGAGGUUCUACCAUUUGGUGAUCAGACCAUUAUUGGAGAAAAAGGAAUCAAUUUGAGUGGUGGACAGAAGCAAAGACUAGAAAUAGCGCGUGCUCUUUAUCAAGAUGCUGAUAUAUAUCUUCUCGACGAUCCCUUUAGUGCAGUUGAUGCUCAUACAGGAUCCCAUCUUUUUAAGUGUUUGCUUGGCGUUUUAAAAACAAAAAGUGUGAUAUACAUAACACAUCAAGUAAAUUUCUUACCUAACGCUGAUAUGAUACUUGUGAGUGAUUUAUAUAAAAAGGGUUCCUCAGCUGCACUUUCUGAAAUCAAGUUUACACCUUUAGAACUUGAAUCACGAGUGUGCUGA